Molecule: messenger RNA, 1128 nt
Organism: Blastocystis hominis
Lineage: Eukaryota; Bigyra; Opalinata; Blastocystidae
Exons: 1
Coding region: 1-1128 (375 amino acids)
Source: RefSeq, a predicted model, not a curated record
AUGACCUGUACUUGCCUUGUUACUACCCAGAAUCGUAUUCCUCGUAUAAACCCGCAGUUGCCUAUUGGUCUCAGCUUUGAGACGACCCAGGUUAGCCAAGGUGGAUAUCCGUUUUACACCGUGGUCAUUUCUGGAACUCCCUCUGUACCUCAGCAGAGUAGCACCUACUCCGUCGGUAACAAGGAGUUCGUUACUCAGUUCCGUAUUGGUAUCAUUGGAACCCCUUCUUCUCUGAGCUAUGGUUUUGAUUCGAUGACCCAGUACGUGGGUGUGCCUAUUGAGCCCAUUCCAAUUCGCUCGGAUGCCUAUCUGAACGAGUUCACGAUCCAGCCUGCUCUUCCUGCUUCUGUGACCAUGGACCCUACCACGGGUACGAUCACUGGAAAGUUCCCUGAUACGUCGAUGUCGAAUCAGGUGUUCACUGUCACUGGAAAGAACAGCAUGGGAUCGGUUACUACCACCGUCAAGUUCUUGAUUCGCGCUGAGGCUGAAAUGACCACCCCUGGUUUCAUUGGAUGCUACUGGACUGGUACCACUGAGUGCAGAACUCCUGCCUUCGAUUACUACUACCAGAACCCUGCUCAGUACUGCCAGAUUGAAACGAAGCUGGACUUUGCCGAUUCCUACUACGAGGGAUCGGGUAACACUUGGCCUGGUCUGGAUGAGCGUUUCCGUGAUUACUACACUUCGUACAUGUACGGAUACUUCAACGUGCUGGUGGAGGGAAACUACAACUUCCAGAUGGAUUCGGAUGAUGCUUCCUUCCUGUACAUUGAUUCGCUGGAGGAGCCUGUGAUCAAUCGUGAUGGUUGCCGUGGAACGAGCCCUGAGUAUGCCACUGUGAGCCUUGCCGUGGGUCGUCACCUGUUCGUGGUGAAGUUCCUGGAGGUCAACGGAGCUGCCGUUCUGAACCUGAAGUUUGCCUCUACGGACGCUGGUAUUGACCAGAUGUACGUGGACAACACGAUGACGACUGUGGGAGGACGUGGACCUACUUUCAUCACCUAUCCUCUGAUCACGGGUUACGUGAAUGCCGAGCUGAAGGUGUACACGCCUGAGAUGUCUUCUGGAGGUCAACGGAGCUGCCGUUCUGAACCUGAAGUUUGCCUCUACGGACGCUGGUAUUGA